AGUCAGAAGUCGUCUCCGAGAAGCGCAGUCGGUGUGUGUGUGUGCUUGUGUUUCCACUUCUCCGCAUUGGGUUCGAGCAGCAGAAUGGGCCGGGGGCUUUGCGUGCGCGGUGCUCGCUCGUUUGCCCUGUGAUGCGGAGAGGAGGACGCGCCGGGGAAGCGGUUUUGUUGCUGCUGCGGGGAUCUGUGUCUCUGGAGCGGGCUAGCUCACUGCGCUAGCUCAGGCAGGAUGAUCCGCUGGAUCCGACAGCAGCUGGGCUUCGACCCUCCCCAUCAGAGUGACACACGCACAGUUUACAUAGCAAACAAGUUCCCACAGCAUGGCCAUUAUAUUCCUCAGAGGUUUGCAGACAACAGGAUCAUUUCCUCCAAGUACACCAUAUGGAAUUUCAUCCCCAAGAAUUUGUUUGAGCAGUUCAGAAGAAUCGCCAAUUUUUAUUUUCUCAUCAUCUUCUUGGUUCAGUUAAUGAUAGACACACCCACUUCCCCUAUAACUAGUGGACUUCCCCUGUUCUUUGUCAUCACAGUAACUGCCAUCAAACAGGGAUAUGAAGACUGGCUGAGGCACAAAGCUGACAAUGAAGUGAACGGAGCACCUGUAUUUGUUGUGCGCAGUGGCAGUCUGGUCCAAACCCGAUCUAAAAACAUCCGAGUAGGUGAUAUUGUGAGAGUAGCCAAAGAUGAGACGUUUCCUGCAGAUCUGGUGCUUUUGUCAUCAGAUCGGGCCGAGGGGACGUGCCACAUCACCACUGCCAGCCUGGACGGAGAGACUAACCUGAAGACACACUAUGCGGUGCCAGAAACGGCGGUGGCGCAGUCGGUGUCGCGGCUGGAGUCUCUGCAGGCAGUGGUGGAGUGCCAGCAGCCAGAGGCAGACUUAUACAGGUUUGUCGGGAGAAUAACAGUAACCCAACAAGGAGAGGAGAUAGUCAGACCCUUAGGACCAGAGAACCUCCUGCUUCGAGGAGCAAGAUUAAAAAACACCAAAGAAAUCUUUGGUGUGGCCGUGUACACAGGGAUGGAGUCCAAGAUGGCUCUGAACUACAAGUGCAAAUCCCAGAAGCGCUCUGCAGUGGAGAAAUCCAUGAAUACAUUUCUCAUCAUCUACUUGGGCAUUCUGCUGUUUGAAGCCAUCCUCAGCACUAUUUUGAAGUACGCCUGGCAGGCAGAGAACAAGUGGGACGAGCCGUUUUACAACCAGAAGACCGAUAAGGAGAGAAACAGCAGCCAGAUUUUGAAGUUUAUUUCCGACUUCCUGGCUUUCCUGGUGUUGUACAACUUCAUAAUCCCCAUCUCGCUGUAUGUGACUGUUGAGCUGCAGAAGUUUCUGGGCUCUUUUUUCAUUGGCUGGGACUUGGAUCUGUACCAUGAAGAGAGCGACCAGAAGGCCCAAGUCAACACAUCAGACCUCAAUGAGGAGCUGGGCCAGGUGGAGUACGUUUUCACAGACAAAACGGGAACCCUCACUGAGAACGAGAUGCAGUUUAGGGAGUGUUCUAUCAACGGGAUCAAAUACCAGGAGAUCAACGGGAAGCUCGUCCCUGAAGGAAUGACAGAAGACUCUCCAGACGGAUCGGUGCCUUGUUUGAACGGGGAGGAGGAGUUGUUCCUGAAAGCCGUCUCACUGUGUCACACGGUGCAGAUCAGUUAUGAUCAAACAGAUGGGCCGGGAGACCCGUUCUCACAUGCCAACAGCUUCUCGCCUCAGAUGGAGUAUUACGCCUCUUCUCCUGAUGAGAAAGCACUCGUGGAAGCCACCAAGAGGAUGGGUGUCACAUUUAUAGGAAGCCAUGGAGAAAUCAUGGAGAUUAAAACAUUAGGAAAAGCAGAGAAGUACAAACUCCUCCACGUUCUGGAGUUCGACGCGAACCGCAGGAGAAUGAGUGUGAUUCUGCAGAAGCCCUCAGGUGAAAAGGUGCUAUUCACGAAAGGAGCCGAAUCAGCCGUUCUGCCCUACACCACAAGCGGAGAGAUCGAUAAAACCAGAGUCCACGUGGAUGAGUUUGCUCUGAAGGGUUUGCGGACGUUGGUGGUGGCCUGCAGACACUUCAGUGCAGAUGAGUAUCAGGAAGUGGACCGGCGGCUCCAUGAAGCCAGAACGGCUCUGCAGCAGAGAGAGGAACGACUGGUCGAGGUCUUCAACUUCAUCGAGAAAGACCUGGAGCUGCUGGGAGCGACUGGGGUGGAGGACAAGCUGCAGGACAAGGUCCAGGAGACGAUUGAAUCUCUGCGACUGGCUGGGAUCAAGGUGUGGGUGUUGACCGGUGACAAGCAUGAGACGGCGGUUAGCGUGAGCCUCUCUUGUGGUCACUUCCAUCGCACCAUGAACAUCCUGGAGCUCGUGCAGCAGAAAUCAGACAGGGAGUGUGCCGAGCAGCUCCGCAGACUAGCCCGCAGGAUCAAAGAGGAUCAUGUGAUCCAGCAUGGGCUGGUCGUGGACGGGGCCAGCCUUUCCCUGGCUCUGCGGGAACAUGAGAAACUCUUCAUGGAGGUGUGUAAGAACUGCUCGGCGGUGCUCUGCUGCAGAAUGGCACCUCUCCAGAAAGCCAAGGUGGUGAGACUGUUGAAGACUUCUCCUGAGAAGCCUAUUACAUUAGCCAUCGGAGAUGGAGCCAACGACGUCAGUAUGAUCCAAGAGGCUCACGUUGGUAUUGGUAGGUGCCGAACAGGAGAAGAUGUGGCGUGCAAUUCAAAUGUACGUGGACACAUUCACAUUUUUGCUGUUGCUUACUUUUAGAAAUCAGCAGAAGUCGUGUGGAUGUUUAACAUGCUCUCUUGUGCUUUGCAGACCCUUUAUGACAGCGUGUAUCUGACGCUGUAUAAUAUCUGCUUCACCUCUCUGCCCAUACUGGUAUACAGUCUGUUUGAGCAGCUGGUGCAUCCACAUGUUCUGCAGAGCAAACCAGCACUUUACAGAGACAUCAGUAAAAACUCCCUGCUGUCCUUCAAAACCUUCUUGUACUGGACCUUCCUGGGCUUCUGCCACGCCUUCGUCUUCUUCUUCGGCUCCUACAUCCUGAUGGGAGAAGACACCACACUGAUGGGAAACGGACAGAUGUUUGGAAACUGGACGUUUGGCACUUUAGUAUUCACUGUGAUGGUUAUUACGGUCACGCUGAAGCUGGCCUUAGAGACUCAUUUCUGGACGUGGAUGAACCACUUUGUCACAUGGGGCUCCAUCGCCUUCUACUUCAUCUUCUCCUUGUUUUAUGGCGGCAUCAUCUGGCCAUUUCUUCACACACAGGACAUGUACUUCGUCUUUGUUCAGCUGCUGUCGAGCGGCUCGGCCUGGUUUGCCAUCAUCAUCAUCAUCAUCACCUGCCUGUUUCCAGAUGUCAUCAAGAAAGUCUUCUACAGGCACCUGCAGCCCACCAGCACGCAGAAAUCUCAGUUUAUUGAGGCCUACCAGGGCAUCGGAUGCGUGGACUCCAUGUGCUGUUUCUCAGAGGGGCAAAAUGCCUGCUCACGGCUGGGCCGGCUGGUGGAGCGAAUGAUGGGCCGCUGCGACCCCGCUCGGGCCACCAGAUCUUGGAGCAACUCGGACACCUUCUUCUCCAACGACCGGAGCAUCCUGACGCUCUCACCCAUGGAGGUCUCUCAUUGUUAAUGCACCAGCCCAAUAAGGAUCAGCUCGUAGAGUCCGGAGACGCCUGCCCUUUACCCCGCCCCCCUGCCCUUGUCCAGUCACCAGCCAGACUGU
Messenger RNA from Sinocyclocheilus rhinocerous, 3699 nucleotides. Its product is annotated as probable phospholipid-transporting ATPase IF. The transcript is spliced from 28 exons. Gene Ontology annotation, biological process: phospholipid translocation. Gene Ontology annotation, molecular function: ATPase-coupled intramembrane lipid carrier activity; magnesium ion binding; ATP hydrolysis activity. The record is from RefSeq and is a predicted model, not a curated record. Lineage: Eukaryota; Metazoa; Chordata; Actinopteri; Cypriniformes; Cyprinidae. Gene Ontology annotation, cellular component: endoplasmic reticulum; recycling endosome; plasma membrane.